UCCCUAAGAGCCUCCAACGGGAUGUCUUUUCUUGUCGCCUUUUUUGCUCUUCUCCAAAAAAUUUUAUAUUCCUCCCGCUUUGUCCCUUUCUCUACUCCUUUUUUUUUUCCAUUUUUCGAGAUCUGAUUCUCCUAUUUAUAACUAAGUUUACUAUCUAAAUAAAUGAAGCGGGAAACAUAUUUCUUAAAAAUAUAAAUAUAUAUAAGUGAGGGCCUCUCAUUGUACUUUCAUCUUCAUCAAGUAGGGUUCUGGAAGCUCUCAAGUCCUGAAGGGAGGAAGAAGGUUCGCCCCUUGAAUUCUCGUGAAUAUGCUGCAGCCCUACUUUGGUGAUCUUUAAAGGGGCCUCUACACCCACCUUCUUCUUCUCCCCCUUCCUCUUACUCAUCUACCUGCUGUCACCAGGAAGAAGCUCAUAACUCGAAUAGCAAUGAGUGCUGAGAUUGCUCACUGCGGCGGAUGCCACUGCAGAAGUGUGAGGUGGCAAGUCGAGGCACCGUCAAGUGUCGUCGCGUGGAGCUGCAACUGCUCGGACUGUGCGAUGCGGGCCAAUAUACACUUCAUCGUGCCUUUUUCUAAAUUCAAGCUCUUAGGGGAUUCUGAGCAGUCCCUCACCACCUAUACCUUUGGUACGCACACGGCCAAGCAUAAAUUUUGCAAGAUAUGCGGCAUAACUUCUUUCUACAUUCCGAGAUCAAACCCGGAUGGCAUUGCGGUGACAGUUAAUUGUGUGGAUUCUGGGACGCUCAAACAUGUUGAGAUUAGGCGCUUCGAUGGAAGAAACUGGGAGAGUUCAUAUGGAAAAGCUUCAAUUUCCUCGUUUUCGAAAUCACCUGAGAAAUAACUGCUGCUUAUUCACUUUAGUUUCAGACAUUAUUUGCACCCAAUUCUCUCGCAGUUUCAGACAUUAUUUACAUCUCUAAUGCUCGCUGAAAAUUGUAUUCAAUUGGUCGGCACGUCUACAUGUAUCAGCAAUAGAUAAAUCUGCAGUUUGUUAUCUUUGAACUGUUCGAAUGAUAUACGUGAAACGCGCUUAAAUGUGGAGUUUUCCGCGCAUCGGAAUUGCGGAGAAUUUGUGUUCAUGAGCAGUGGGCUUUGUUCUAUCUAUUGGUGAAUCGAAUCAAAUUUAUGCCAUUUGGGGUUCGCAUCAA
Molecule: messenger RNA, 1148 nt
Organism: Ananas comosus (pineapple)
Lineage: Eukaryota; Viridiplantae; Streptophyta; Magnoliopsida; Poales; Bromeliaceae
Product: centromere protein V-like
Exons: 2
Coding region: 428-841 (137 amino acids)
Molecular function (GO): carbon-sulfur lyase activity
Source: RefSeq, a predicted model, not a curated record